Nerophis ophidion (straightnose pipefish) is the source of this 1443-nucleotide messenger RNA. RefSeq names its product collagen triple helix repeat containing 1b (gene cthrc1b). The coding region runs from base 158 to 853 and encodes 231 amino acids. The record is from RefSeq and is a predicted model, not a curated record. NCBI's taxonomy places the organism in Eukaryota, Metazoa, Chordata, Actinopteri, Syngnathiformes, Syngnathidae. The transcript is spliced from 4 exons.
AUUUCUCACCAUGUUGUUCUUCCAGGUCUUCUGUGCACUUUCGGUGAACCCCCACCCCUUCCUGCUGGUCCUGCCCUCCUGUGGACAGAGGGUGUGAUGAUGUUGGAGGCAGACAAACUCUGCAGAAGUUCCCAGGACGAGCGCACAGCUGCACCGUAUGAUGUCUCCUCUUUCUCCGCGCCUGCUGCUGCUGCUUGUCUGCCUGCUUUUACCUGUGUAUGGAGUGGAAAAGGUGAGAAGUAGAGGAUACCGAAAGGAUCCUGAUGCUGACAAGUAUAGCAGCUGCAUGCAGGGUCCAGCAGGAACCCCUGGACGAGACGGUAACCCAGGCGGCAACGGCAUCCCGGGUACCCCGGGCAUCCCUGGGCGCGACGGACUCAAAGGCGAGAAGGGCGAAUGCAUUAGCGAAAUAUUCGAGGAACCCUGGAAGCCCAACUACAAGCAGUGUGCUUGGAACUCCUUAAAUUAUGGGAUUGACCUGGGAAAAAUAGCUGACUGUACGUUCACCAAGUUGCGCUCAGAUAGCGCCCUCAGAGUCCUCUUUAGCGGUUCCCUCAGACUCAAAUGCAAGAACGCAUGCUGCCAGAGGUGGUACUUCACCUUCAAUGGAGCCGAGUGCACGGCACCUCUGCCAAUAGAAUCCAUCAUCUACUUGGACCAAGGCAGUCCAGAGCUCAACUCCACCAUCAACAUCCACCGGACAUCUUCAGUGGAAGGGCUGUGUGAGGGUGUGAAAGCAGGGUUGGUGGACGUGGCCGUAUGGGUGGGGACCUGCGCUGACUAUCCACGCGGCGAUGCAUCCACAGGGUGGAACUCCGUUUCCAGGGUUAUCAUCGAAGAGCUUCCCAAGUGAAAACUGUUACAUAAGAGGAACGGGACCAGCCCUGCUAUAACCAUACGUGAUCUGGCUUUCUGCAAUAAGCAGGUACGGCUUGCUGAUUGUAACUUGAAUGUUUUUAAUUGACGUUCCUUUUCCCAGGAAAACAAAACAAACAUCGGUACUGUAACUUUCCUGCUCACGGGUGCUAUCGGCAGUCAUUGCCAAUAUGUAAACAUUUAUAUGCAUUACUGUUGUCAAUAAAGUGAUCUUUUAGUAAAAAGAAAAAAAACCAGUAAUGAUGAAAAAUCAAUGUUAGCUCACCUACAUUUAGUUUAACUGUAUUUGCAUACUUAGUGUGUAGGUUUUUUUUAUCUGUGCUAUCAGGUUUUUAAAUAUGCUCUUUGUACGGGUAUGUUAAGUAAAUUGUUAUUCAGUUUCAGUACUUUCCUACUCCUGAUUUCUCUGGGAAACUCCCGUUUUAAUACUUAACUCAAUUUUUCUCAUGUUCUGACUUUCAUUUUUUAUUUUUAUUUUUAAACAAAUCUGCUACUGCCCGCAUCAGCGUAACACAUCUUGUAGCUGGUAUGUCAGGCAUUUCAAAUAAAAGCAUGCCUGUAAAAUAA